Amphimedon queenslandica is the source of this 1269-nucleotide messenger RNA. RefSeq names its product N-terminal kinase-like protein. The coding region runs from base 274 to 1041 and encodes 255 amino acids. The transcript is spliced from 8 exons. The record is from RefSeq and is a predicted model, not a curated record. NCBI's taxonomy places the organism in Eukaryota, Metazoa, Porifera, Demospongiae, Haplosclerida, Niphatidae.
CUCUCUUUUUUUCCUCUCAGAAAUCAAUAAGUUUUCUUUCUAAUGACUGCAGUUUAAUUCAUAACAACGUUGCCAUUCAUUCAGUAUUUGCGGAUGCUGCAGGUGAAUGGAAGCUGUCAGGUGUUGAAUGGAUGUACUCAUAUAAUGAUACUAAUGUUCCAUUGAAAACAUUUCAAUAUCUUAAUAAAUAUGAUCCACCGGAAAACAUGAAGCAGGCUAAAAGGAAAAUAAAUUAUUAAUAAAUAAAUAAUUAUUAUUUUUAGGUCACGUGACAUGUGGGGCUUGGGUUGUCUGCUGUUGGAGGUUUUUAAUGGUCCGAUACAUCAGAGCUCUAAUUUAAGGGAUACUUCAAAAUUUCCAAAGAGCCUCUCCUCCCAUUACUUACAGUGUGUUAAUGCUAAUCCAAUGGCUAGGCCCAAUCCAUCUGAACUAUUGCAGUCUUUAAAGGAGAGAGGAGGCUACCUUAGCAAUACCUUCAUAUCACUUAACCUGAAAAUAGAAGAGCUUCAACUAAUGGAGGCUGAUAGGAAGAAUCAUUUCUUUGUUGAGUUGAACAAGUCACUUGAUCUCUUCCCUGACUCAUUUGCACAUCAUAAAGUUCUCCCUCACCUCCUCAAUGUGUUUGAGUUUGGAGGAGCUGGUCCCACAGUCCUUGCUCCAUUAUUAAAGAUUGGGAAACUGCUACCAGAGGAUGAGUAUCAGAGGAAGAUAGUUUCUUGUAUAGUGAGAUGCUUUGGAUCUAAUGACAGAGCAACCAGACUAAACCUGUUGCAACACUUGGAUCAGUUUAUUGAUCAGUUGCAGCCUAGUGUGUUAAAUAAUUCCUUGUUUGGUCAGAUAGUGACUGGUUUCACUGACACUGUGCCAACAAUCAGAGAACACACUAUUAAAGCCUCUCUAUUAUUAGCUCCCAAGUUAAAUGAUUCUAAUCUAAGUCAAUUAUUGAAGUUUUUUGCUAAAUGCCAACUAGAUGCUGGUAUUCGUACCAACACUACAAUAUGUCUCGGAAAGAUUGCCCCUCACCUUAAUAAGCAAGACUAGAGACAGGGUUCUUGUCUCAGCAUUCACUCGUUCCCUUAAGGACCCGUUCCCUCCUGCUCGCUCAGCUGGUAUAGGAGCACUGGGCUCCACCCUCUCUUACUACACACCCGUUGACAUGGCAACCAGGAUCAUCCCCUCACUGAAUCACAUGACUGUAGACAAGGACAAGUUGAUUCAUUAUCGAUAUUUUUAUGUAAUUUUCAUCAAUCUGUUGACCACACCCAUUUA